Messenger RNA from Budorcas taxicolor (takin), 2155 nucleotides. It is a transcript of the gene PPM1A, whose product is annotated as protein phosphatase, Mg2+/Mn2+ dependent 1A. NCBI's taxonomy places the organism in Eukaryota, Metazoa, Chordata, Mammalia, Artiodactyla, Bovidae. The transcript has 6 exons. The record is from RefSeq and is a predicted model, not a curated record. Gene Ontology annotation, molecular function: protein serine/threonine phosphatase activity; manganese ion binding; magnesium ion binding. Gene Ontology annotation, biological process: negative regulation of canonical NF-kappaB signal transduction; protein dephosphorylation; positive regulation of canonical Wnt signaling pathway. Gene Ontology annotation, cellular component: nucleus; cytosol. Bases 133 to 1281 code for a protein of 382 amino acids.
UACAUUCCUAGGCUAUUACUCAAGUAAAGGCCAACCUAAAUCCUGAACACUGUCUUCCUGCCUUGUAAGCCCAUUCCAAGUCAGGGGUUUUCGUUUUUGAUUGUUGGAAAAGACCUAGAGAAUCAAGACACAAUGGGAGCAUUUUUAGACAAACCAAAGAUGGAAAAACAUAAUGCCCAGGGGCAGGGUAAUGGGUUGCGAUAUGGGCUAAGCAGCAUGCAAGGCUGGCGAGUUGAAAUGGAGGAUGCACAUACUGCUGUGAUCGGUUUGCCAAGUGGACUUGAAACAUGGUCGUUCUUUGCUGUGUAUGAUGGGCAUGCUGGUUCUCAGGUUGCCAAAUACUGCUGUGAGCAUUUGUUAGAUCACAUCACCAAUAACCAGGAUUUUAAAGGGUCUGCAGGAGCACCUUCUGUGGAAAAUGUGAAGAAUGGAAUCAGAACAGGUUUCCUGGAGAUUGAUGAACAUAUGAGAGUUAUGUCGGAGAAGAAACACGGUGCUGACAGAAGUGGGUCAACAGCUGUGGGUGUCCUCAUUUCUCCUCAACACACCUACUUCAUUAACUGUGGAGACUCAAGAGGGUUACUGUGUAGGAACAGGAAAGUUUACUUCUUCACACAAGAUCACAAACCAAGUAAUCCGCUGGAAAAAGAACGAAUUCAGAAUGCAGGUGGUUCUGUAAUGAUUCAGCGUGUGAAUGGCUCUCUGGCUGUGUCGAGGGCCCUUGGGGACUUUGAUUACAAAUGUGUCCAUGGAAAAGGUCCUACAGAGCAGCUUGUUUCACCAGAGCCUGAAGUCCAUGAUAUUGAAAGAUCUGAAGAAGAUGAUCAAUUCAUUAUUCUUGCAUGUGAUGGUAUUUGGGAUGUCAUGGGAAAUGAAGAGCUCUGUGAUUUUGUAAGAUCCAGACUUGAAGUCACUGAUGACCUUGAGAAAGUUUGCAAUGAAGUAGUCGACACCUGUUUGUAUAAGGGAAGUCGAGACAACAUGAGUGUGAUAUUGAUCUGUUUUCCAAAUGCACCCAAAGUAUCACCAGAAGCAGUGAAGAAGGAGGAAGAGUUGGACAAAUACCUGGAAAGCAGAGUAGAAGAAAUCAUAAAGAAGCAGGGGGAAGGCGUCCCUGACUUAGUCCAUGUGAUGCGCACAUUAGCGAGUGAGAACAUACCCAGCCUCCCACCAGGGGGUGAACUGGCAAGCAAGCGGAAUGUAAUUGAAGCUGUUUACAAUAGACUGAAUCCAUAUAAAAAUGAUGACACCGACUCUACAUCAACUGAUGAUAUGUGGUAAAACUGCUCAUCUAGCCACGGAGUUUACCUUCACCUCCAAAGGAGAGUGCAGCUCAACUUCAUUGAACCUUUUAAACAUACAUCCUCAACUUUAAAGAAGGGCAUAUAUGACAUGGGUGAGAGUGAUGACACCAGAGAACUUCAGCAGUACAACAGCUAGCCCAGAACUGAUUUUUUGUUGUUGUUGUAAAUUUGAGACUUAUGUAAACGUGAUUUCAAACCAUAAUUCAUAUGUUGUAAAUCAGACUCCAGCAAUUUUUGUUGUAUGAUUUUGUUUUUUGUAAAGUGUAAUUGUCCUUGUACAAAAUGCUCAUAUUUAAUUAUGAACUGCUUUAAAUCACUAUCGAAGUUAUAAGAAAUAUUUGGCUUAUUGUGUGAUGCAACAGAUAUAUAGCCCUUUCAAGUCAUGUUGUGUUUGGACUUGGGGUUGGGACAGGAAGAGCAGCAGCCGUGUCAGCUAGACACUCACAUGUGCACCUGAUUAUGGAGAAUUAUUCCAAAAUAUUACUACAAAGCUGAAUAUCCAGGGAGUUAAUUGAAAACUCUUUUAAUGUUCUUGGCAGUGGGAUUGGAAUUGUUGAUAAAGUUGAUCCCUUCAUUUAACUGUCUUUUAGGUUCUCUCCUUGUUGCCAUGAGUAUUGCAGGUAAUAGAAUAUAUUCAUAAGAAUAUCAAUCUUGGGGCUAAAAUGCCUUGAUUCUUUGCACCUCUUUUACAAGUCCUUACAUUUAAUUACUAAUUGAUAAGCAGCAGCUUCCUACAAAUAGUAGGAGACUGCCACAUUUUUGCUAUCAUGAUUGGCUGGGCCUGCUGCUGUUCCUAGUAAGAUAUUCUGAAUUCCAUUUUAUCAAUAAAGCUUGAUUUAACAAACAAGAAA